AUGUUAACAUUGCUUUAUUUGUACACCAGGCUCGAUAAAGGAACUGUCGGCGGAUGUAUCAACCUUGACCAGUCGUCCAAGCUUGAGUAUCUGAGCCUCGGAGGAGAAUUGCUCGUCGAAUUUGAUAAUGAGCCAAUUCUAAUAUCAGCACGCUCAGUUAAUCUAUAUGAAAAGUUCACGGCACAACAAUGGCGCAAGAUUCUCAACGCGGCCCCGAAUUUGACGAAACUGCGAAUUGCAGUUCGACGUGAACUGAUUGAGGACGAAGAUCGUUCUGUCAUCUCGCAUAACCUCAAAUACCUCGAAUUGUGUGGUCUCACUUCGCAUAUAGUGAUUAAUAAUCUGACCCUUCCUGCCUUGAGAUGGCUUAUCUACCGAGAUGACAAUCCCCGAAAUGGAGGUGAAAUAUUCUCGACCAUUAUUCAACGUUCCUUAUCACUGUUAAACCACCUGGAAAUUGGUGGAAGCUGCGCGAACGAGGCUACAGUUACUCUCAUUCUUCCUCUUCUCCCUCAGCUUGAGGUUCUCCACCUGCGGGGCUGUGCUAUUUCAGCACGGCUUUUUGAGGUCCUUUCCAUACCAAGCAGUACGGGUUCACGUCUACAGCCUCUAGAUACAAGCAAUCAGAUUCUGUGUUCCAAUCUGAGAAUCUUUAGCCUCUGCGACUACUCUUUGCUAGGGGAUGUAGGUGGAUGUGCUGAUGCGUUGUGCACGAUGCUAGAAUCGCGCUGGGAGGCUUUGAAACUGUUAGUUGGCAUGCAUGGAAUUCGCUACCCAAUUCUAUUCAGUCGAUCACGGACGAGUGUAGCGUCACAUGCAAAACGGGUACGAAUUUUGUGCUGA
Fomitiporia mediterranea MF3/22 is the source of this 843-nucleotide messenger RNA. RefSeq lists its product as uncharacterized. Lineage: Eukaryota; Fungi; Basidiomycota; Agaricomycetes; Hymenochaetales; Hymenochaetaceae. The transcript has a single exon. The record is from RefSeq and is a predicted model, not a curated record. Bases 1 to 843 code for a protein of 280 amino acids.